GGAGCUGGCGCCGGCUCGCGCGGAGCUCGGGCGAGGGGACGGCGGGCCCGGGCGGCAGCUGAGCAUCGCCUGCGUGGGCGGCAGGGCCGCGGCCUCUGUGCUCGGCAGCACCACCUGUCGCGGGGCCGGGACGUCGGGUAUGGGGCCAAGGAGAGUAAUCUCCAGCAGCCAAUGGCCUGGCAGUUUUCAGUUUAUAAACACCACCAGAGAGUGAGUUCCACUGCCUGCAAGGCCUAGGCAGUGUGAAUGGCACACCAGGGAAGAAACCACAGAUAAUCUCAGUAUCCAAGAAACGCUCUAGUAAAAGGAAAGAUGCUGUCCCGGUUAAGAGUAGUUGCCCCUCCUUGUUCUCUGGCAUGUCGGCAUCUAAGUACAAAAGAGAAAGGCAAGCCGCUAAUGCUGAACCCAAGAACAAACAAGGGAAUGGCAUUUACUUUACAGGAACGACAAAUGCUUGGUCUUCAAGGACUUCUACCUCCCAAAAUAGAGACACAAGAUAUUCAAGCCUUACGAUUUCACAGAAACGUGAAAAAAUUGAAUGGGCCUUUGGAAAAAUACAUCUAUAUAAUGGGACUACAGGAAAGAAAUGAGAAAUUGUUUUACAGAAUUCUACAAGAUGAUAUUGAAAGUCUAAUGCCAAUUGUAUAUACACCAACAGUUGGUCUUGCCUGUUCACAAUAUGGACACAUCUUUAGAAGACCUAAGGGAUUAUUUAUUUCAAUCUCAGACAGAGGUCAUGUUAGAUCAAUUGUGGAUAACUGGCCAGAAAAUCAUGUUAAGGCUGUUGUGGUGACUGACGGAGAAAGAAUUCUGGGUCUUGGAGACCUGGGUGUCUAUGGAAUGGGCAUCCCAGUAGGCAAACUCUGUUUGUACACAGCCUGUGCAGGGAUACGACCCGAUAGAUGCUUGCCCGUGUGCAUUGACGUGGGAACAGAUAAUCCGGCACUCUUAAAAGAUCCCUUUUAUAUGGGUUUAUAUCAGAAAAGAGAUCGCUCACAGCGUUAUGAUGACCUGAUUGAUGAGUUUAUGAAAGCCAUUACUGACAGAUAUGGACAGAACACACUUAUUCAGUUUGAAGACUUUGGAAAUCAUAAUGCAUUCAGGUUCUUGAGAAAAUAUCGAGAAAAAUAUUGUACCUUCAAUGAUGAUAUUCAAGGGACAGCAUCAGUUGCUCUAGCAGGUCUUCUUGCAGCAGAAAAAGUUAUUGGUAAACCAAUCUCACAGCACAAAGUCUUAUUUCUUGGAGCAGGAGAGGCUGCUCUUGGAAUUGCAAAUCUUAUAGUCAUGGCUAUGGUAGAAAAUGGCCUCUCAGAAGAAGAAGCACAGAAGAAAAUUUGGAUGGUUGAUAAGUUUGGUUUAUUAUAUAAGGGACGGAAAGCUAAAAUAGAGAGUCACCAGGAAGCAUUUGCACACUCACCACCCCCAAACAUACCUGAAUCUUUUGAAGAGGCAGUAAAUACACUUAAGCCUUCAGCUAUAAUUGGAGUAGCAGGAGCUGGCCCCCUUUUCACUCCUGGAGUGAUCAAAGCCAUGGCUAGUAUCAAUGAACGGCCGAUAAUAUUUGCAUUAAGUAAUCCCACAGCAAAGGCUGAAUGCACAGCCGAAGAAGCAUAUACUCUUACAGAGGGCAAGUGCUUAUUUGCCAGUGGUAGUCCAUUCGGGCCAGUGAAACUCAAUGAUGGGCAGCUCUUCACUCCAGGCCAAGGAAACAAUGUAUAUAUUUUUCCAGGUGUGGCUUUAGCUGUUAUUCUCUGUAAUACCCGGCAUAUUAGUGACCAUGUUUUCCUAGAAGCUGCAAAGGCCCUCACGAGUCAGUUGACGGACCAGGAACUAGCUCAAGGAAGACUUUACCCACCACUUUCCAAUAUUCAAGAAGUGUCAAUUAACAUUGCUAUUAAAGUUACGGAAUACCUGUAUGCAAAUAAAAUGGCUUUCCGAUACCCAGAACCUGAGGACAAGGCCAAGUUUGUCAGAGAGAGAAUAUGGCGAAGUGAAUAUGAUUCCCUGCUCCCAGAUGUGUAUGAAUGGCCAGAAUCUGCGUCGACCCCUCCCCAGAUAACGGAAUAGAAAAAUCACAAUUAAAAAUACUUUCCACACUUCAGGGAAUACUUCCCCCCCCAGACAAAAAGAGAUAAUGUUAUCAAAUUUUAUUUUUCCCUUUGUUUUAUUCCCACAGUUUGCUUGACUUCUCCAUGGCUCUCAUGUCUAUGUGGAGUAAAUGUAUUGGCUGUGUUGUUGAUGCCUACCAGUACUCUACAAUCAUAACUCCUUUAUUCUGAUUUGUAGCCCUUGUCACAAGAAAGAGAUGUUAAAAUGUAUUUGUGAAUAUCUUUACCUGUACUUUUGUUCACACUUGCCAAAGUAUUUGCUAUUUACUAUAUAGGUGAUAAUUUUCUCCUUUAGGGCUACUAAAACAGGGAGUUACUUCUGUGAUAUAAGUACAGGAUUAUGAGAAGCCCAAGUCACCAAAUUCUAAAGAUAAAUUAUCAGUAUCUGAAAAUAGUCUUUACUUCUGCUUCAUUUUAUCUUCAUGCUCUGAAAUUCCUCUAUAGUAGAUAAACCUAGAGAAAUAUCAAAAACCUAGCCUAUUUAUUUUCCAGUAAUAAAUUGAGGUUUAACUAUAACAUUUUGGGAAAAAAAUGGGUACUACUGCUGCAUUUAGACAAAUGAAAUAGACAUUGUUUUCAAUGGUGUAUAAAAAUCAUAGUGUAUUUAAUAAAGAAAGUAUCUUAAAUUUAAUUGCUUCAAUUAUGCUAUUUUAUUGCCCAACUAGAAAUUUAGGUUUGCUCUUAUGAAAGUGUAUUAUUUGGUUUAUUUAUAGAUGAUCUGAGGUGUGGGAGCACAUGAUACCAUUUAACAAAUGAUGACUGAUAUGUGACAUUUAAUAAAUUAGUCACAGUUCACAUCUCCAUGAGCCCUUUAACUGGAGAGGCUAUGCCACUGUUCCAUAACAGUGCUCUUUAUUACGGAAGGGAUUUUGGGACGCCCCUAGGAUACUUCCUUUGCAUGUUGUUAUUAGUGACAUAUCUUUCUACAUUGAAGGUGGAUUUUUUGUUUUUUAAACCGCCAAAAUUAGUUUUAAGCUAAGUAUUAGAGUACGGUAGGUGUUCAGAUAGGCAAUUCCAUUUUUAAUUGCACCAAGAUGGGAAAGAAUUGCUAGAGCAGUUUUCUUGUGUAGCUCACAUAUUGGAGAUGUCUAGAGGCAAAUCCAAAAACAAUUCAAAAAGUAUUGUUAUAUAUUUAUCGAACAUAGCUAUCUUGAGGCAACAUAACUUUGGAAUGUUUAUUUAAAAUAUUAACUACAAAAAAUUAUUCAUGCUACUUAUCCAGAUCUCCAACAUCAUGGCUACGUUACAUGUGACCAUCUCUAGGUGAAAGAGGGGAGGGGGGUCUGUCUUUAUAUUGUUCAAGUUUUCUACCUGUGAGAGAUCGCUUCAUAAGAGUUUUGAUUAUAAUUCAGUGUUUCGCGAAUGCUUGAAAUCGCAUUGCCGCUUGGAGUAUGGCAACAGACAAUUGGUAGUUUACUCAUUAGGCAGUAACGUGUGCUUUCAUCUAAAUUUAUUUUGUAAAGUGAGCAACAAGGUCAGUUUGUUGUAAUUAAAUAUGAAAGAUUUGUGUGUUUGUUACCUUUGUCUGAACAAAAUAAUCCCCAAAUUACUCUAAAACCUCGGCUUUUUGUUUUGUUUAUUCUUGCUUGGGGCCACACCUGCUUAUGCUCCGGUCUUACUCAUAGCUCUGCACUCAGGAAUGAUUCCUGCGGUGCUCUGGGGACCAGAUGGGAUGCCGGAGACUGAGCCAGGUUGGCUGCAAGCUGUGCAAGAGCCCUGCGCGCUGUGCUGUCUCCCCAGCCCCACUACGCUGCAACCUCGAUUUUCUCUUGACAUUACAAGUCUAGUCACUAUAAACCUACUGUUGACUUAAAGCUUACUAGGCAGAAAUAUAUGUUGAAUUGAAAUAAAUUUACUAAUAGGUUUGUUUAAGUUUAGUACCGUUAUCAUUGAAAUUAUACUUUUAAAAAAGGCCGAAUACACAUUUACAUAGGAUAAAAAUUCUCAGAUGUGUAAUUACCAAUCAGUGUAUUGAAGAGUAACAACCGGAUGUAUGUGUACCCGAGCUGGAGAGAGCAAUACAACGGGUAGGGAGUUUUACUUGCACACAGCCUACCUGGUGUGUAGGCUGGUAUGUACACCCCAAUACCUUAUAUGGUCCCCUGAGUCCUGCCAAAAGUAAUCCCUAAGUACAGCUGGAUGUGGCCAAAAAAAAAAAAAAAAUAGUAAUACCUUUUUAUCUGACCUUGCACCAUUACUUGUGAACUAAGAGAACUAAAUUAGAGAAGGAACUAAUUAGAGAAUGCAGGUAAGACUCAUUGUGAUGGAAAUCUUAGUUGCAAAGCUGCCCUGCUGUUUUGUUUUGUUUUGGGGCCACACCUGCUGAUGCUAAGGAGUAACAUCUGACUCUGCACUCAGGAAUCACUCCUGGCGGGCUCAGGAAAAGAUACAGGAUGCCAGUGAUUGAACCCAGGUUGACUGCGUGCAAGGCAAGCGCCCUACCCCUGUACUAUCUCUCCGGCCUCAAGCUGCAAGGGUUUUGGUUAAAAUAUUUUUAAGAGGGCCAGAGAGAUAGUACAAAGGCAAAGGCACUUGCCUUGCAAGUGUCUGACCUGGGUUCAGUUCCUCGCAUCCUGUAUGGUCCCCAGAGCCCCCCAGGAGUGAUCCCUAAGCAUAGAGCCAGGCAGGAGUAAGCCCUGAACAUAGUCAGGUACGGGCCCCUCCCUGCAAAGCAGUUAAGGGACAGAUUCUUAACUAGGAAGUUACCUCAGGUCACCCUGAAGCGCCUUGAAAUUGCAGAGGCCGUGCCCCUGUCCCUUGCAGGGCCCCUGGGCAGUGUCUGAGCUGCACGGGCCUGGGUGACUCGCCCCUCACUUCCCUGCCCUCCCAGUCCGUUGCCUUAAAGCACACGUUGGGCUGCUUCCAGCCAGACUUAACCUGCUGUGCCGCUGAUAGAGUGAGUCCGGGCUGGGGCCUGGGGUCCUCAUUUCUGACAAGCUCCCACCCCACCCCCCGCCGCUGGGCGAGAGAAGGGCGUGAGUGGCAUGAACUCUGGACUGGGGUGUAGUGUGCUGUUCCAUAGAGUCCCCACAGUCUUUUCCAGCCAGUCAUGUCCUUACGUGGAAAUAUUUUUUUUUUCAAUUGAAAUACAGCUGAUACUUAGUUUCAGAUAAACAGGAGUAAAUCCUUACAUAGGUUAAAAUACAAAGAUUGCAAAGUGAGGGCCAUUUUAACAUCUAUUACUAUAGAGAGUUACAAGGUUUCACCUAUUAAAUGUAAUAUAUUUUUAACGGAACCACUGUGAUUCAUUUGUGUAACAAUCACAGUUGUUACAAAGUUGUUUGUGAUGGGCUACAGUCUUACAGUGUUCCAACAUCCGCCCCUUAACCAGUGUACAUUUCCCACCAUUCUACUUGUAAUUUUUAAAGGAUGUUUCUAAGAACAAAGCCAAUAAAAAACUUUCAGAAAGAUUUUCAUGAGACUACAUAGCAUUCUAAAUUAGGUUUUCAUUUUUUGUGUUUGUUUGGGGGCCACACCCAGCUGUGCUCAGGGUUUCCUAACCUGGCUCUCUGCUCAGAGAUCCUUCCUGGCAGUGCUCAGGAGACUGUAUGAGAUGUUGGAAUCCAAGUCCAGUCGGUUGCGUGCAAGGCAAAAACUCUAUCACUCACACCUAAAUACGAUUUUUAAUGCACUCGGUAAAAUCUAACAACCAAUUUUUAUUUGUACAAGAUUAGCAAUCAAGUUUGUUUCUACUCUCAUUGUCAUCUUAUGAUAAGACUUAACCUCUCCUCUCCUGUGACGUUGCCUUUCUGCCACUGGGGAAGUUCAGUUCUGUAUUCUCCUUUGCCAGGAAGUUGCUCACGAAUGAAGACCAAAGCGUGCCAAUAAGAGGUUGAGAGCAAGAUUUACUGUUCUCUGCUGAGAAAGGCCUCGGGGGCAAAGGCGAAAAUGCUCCAGCCCAGGAUACUGUAGCUUCCACCAGCAUCUUCAGUAUCCCUCACAGAGAACUUCACACUUUCACACAGCUCCAGGGUGCCGUAGAAUUCACCAGAAGGAAUCAGCUCUGUUGAGCAAACAUACUUAUUUGAGAGCAUUAUUGUAAACUCCAAACUUCCCUGCUGGGAUCCCUCGAAAAGGACUUUUUUUUGGAAGGUGGGGCGGGGGAGGCACAUCCAGCAAUGAUGCUCCGGGCGUUAAGGAUGAAAUCUGCACCAAUAGGAUAUGGCACCAGUACACUUUCUUGGACUUUUGAGCUAUUUGUGAUUGGCACUUCACUCUGCCUCUACAGGUUAAAAUGAAAUUUUCAACAAACUUAAAGUAACAAAAUUUAACUGAAAUUUGUACUGUUUAAAUAUUUUAAGUAAUUUUAAAAUUAACAGUUUAAAUAUUUUAAAUAAUUUUGACAACCAAUAACAUGAAAUUAGAAUUAUGUGUAUUAACAUCAGUGGAGGAAAGUGUGGGGUUUCAUUUCAAAUUCUAAUAAAUGCAACUGGGCCUAAUUAAGAUAUGAUACUGCAUAAUUCCCUUGAUUCUUGCCAGGAGUUACUCAGAUAAAUUUUUGAUUAGGUUUUGAAACAAUGAACUUCCUUUGACAAGAAAAUUGUGCCACUCAAAGAGAAGAGUAUGAAGUUGUAAUAUUUUCACAGUCAGGAUGCAUUAAUAUGCAAACUAAAUCAAACUUGCAAAUGCUUUGUAUCUUUCUGCAACUGCUUUUUGCUAAUAAACUGAUUCUUGACCAUA
Messenger RNA from Sorex araneus (European shrew), 6788 nucleotides. It is a transcript of the gene ME2, whose product is annotated as malic enzyme 2. NCBI's taxonomy places the organism in Eukaryota, Metazoa, Chordata, Mammalia, Eulipotyphla, Soricidae. Gene Ontology annotation, cellular component: mitochondrion. The record is from RefSeq and is a predicted model, not a curated record. The transcript is spliced from 17 exons. Gene Ontology annotation, biological process: pyruvate metabolic process; malate metabolic process. Gene Ontology annotation, molecular function: malate dehydrogenase (decarboxylating) (NADP+) activity; NAD binding; malate dehydrogenase (decarboxylating) (NAD+) activity. Bases 313 to 2067 code for a protein of 584 amino acids.